UCCAUAGCUGGCAGAAAUAUCUGUGGACUAACACUCCAUGAGCUGAACAAGCACAAUACCUGUGCAGCAGACAUACUUGACGCAUUAAAUGCCACCGCAGACCUGAUAGGUCUUUGCGAUUUGGAAGGUUGUGACCUUCUUUUGCAGCUUAUCAGGGGCGACCUUGCGAUGGAGGUCAACAACACUUGUAUCAACAGGAAAGUUCAAGGUGUGGCUAAUUUGGGCGGAGUUUGCACAAACUACAGUGCUGCAGUUGUAGAAGACGAGCCACUGCUCUACAGCGGAGUAUCUACAAUGGCUCAUGAGAUUGCUCAUACACUAGGGGCGAGUCAUGAUGACGAAAAUAUAACGCUUGCCAUCGAAGGUUAUCCCGAUGCGCUUAACUGUUCGUGGGAUGAUGGAUACUUGAUGAGCACAGCGCCCAAUGUAGUGAAUAUGCACAAGCUUUCAAACUGCUCAAUGGCUCAAAUCAAAGUUUUUGUCUGCGCUUUGCAGAAGACAUGCAUACAGGUCCAUACAGAAGCCAGCUACUCGAACAAGUUCUAUCCCGGGCAGAACAUGACUGCAGAAACAUUUUGUCAAAAGAAGCACCCAGAACAUCCGGACGUAGAGCCACAAAACGUAA
This is a messenger RNA of Rhipicephalus microplus (southern cattle tick), 625 nucleotides long. RefSeq names its product venom metalloproteinase antarease TserMP_A. Lineage: Eukaryota; Metazoa; Arthropoda; Arachnida; Ixodida; Ixodidae. Gene Ontology annotation, molecular function: metalloendopeptidase activity. Gene Ontology annotation, biological process: membrane protein ectodomain proteolysis. The record is from RefSeq and is a predicted model, not a curated record.